CGGACAGCUGAAGACAAGGCCCCUUGCGGCCGAGAGGGCCGUGCGCUGUCUCUUUAAGAGGUUGGCGAGCCGCCCCGCCCCCUGGGGAUCUGAUUGGCUCCUCCCGCUACGUGCGCCCUCUUUUCUGCGUAACCCCAUUCCUAUAGGCCGCUGCGGACUGGGGGCGGGCCUGCGUGCCGCAAGUAGGGACAGUGGCUGUUUCGCAGUUUCGGCGGAACGAAAAGGACGCGCCAGCCUUCCGGGUCGCUGCUGUCGGAAGGGCCGCGCGGUGUCGGGCCCGACGGCGUCUCCCUACCCGCCCGCCCGCCCACCCAGUCUGCGGGAGCCAGCCGCCCGCGCCUCUUGGGCGACGCUCCCCGGCCCGAGCGCCGGAGGCCGAGUCCCGCGGCCUUGCGGGGUCCGCGGCCGGCGGCGGAUGGGCGGCCGGGGCCUCAGGGCCAGCGGCUGGCGGGAUGGACACCCCGGAGGAGGAGAUCUGGGCCAGCGGGGCCCCGCCCCCGGCGCCCAACAUCAGUGUGCCGCACCGCUGUCUGCUGCUGCUCUACGAGGACAUCGGCACCUCUAGGGUCCGGUACUGGGACCUCUUGCUGCUCGUCCCCAACGUGCUGUUCUUCAUCUUCCUGCUCUGGAAGCUUCCGUUUGCUCGGGCCAAGAUUCGAGUCACCUCCAGCCCCAUUUUUAUCACCUUCUAUAUCCUGGUGUUCGUGGUGGCGCUGGUGGGCAUCGCCCGGGCCGUGGUGUCCAUGACGGUCAGCGCCUCAGAUGCUGCGACUGUAGCUGAUAAGGUGGGGCUGGGCCUGCUGGCAGGGCUGCUGGGCACUGGGAGGGGGCAGCCGGCCCCCAGGCUGACGCUCUGCCCGCUCUGUGUCCAGAUCCUGUGGGAGAUUACCCGCUUCUUCCUGCUGGCCAUCGAGCUGAGCGUGGUCAUCCUGGGCCUCGCCUUUGGUCACCUGGAGAGCAAGUCGAGCAUCAAGCGGGUGCUGGCCAUCACCACGGUGCUGGCCCUGGCCUACUCCGUCACCCAGGGCACGCUGGAGAUCCUGUACCCGGAUGCCCACCUGUCGGCUGAGGACUUCAACAUCUACGGGCACGGGGGCCGCCAGUUCUGGCUCGUCAGCUCCUGCUUCUUCUUCCUGGUCUACUCGCUGGUGGUCGUGCUCCCCAAGACCCCGCUGAAGGAGCGCAUCUCCCUGCCCUCACGAAGGAGCUUCUACGUGUACGCGGGCAUCCUGGCGCUGCUCAACCUGCUGCAGGGGCUGGGGAGCGCGCUGCUGUGCGCAGACGUCAUCGAGGGGCUCUGCUGCGUGGACGCCACCACCUUCCUCUACUUCAGCUUCUUCGCGCCCCUCAUCUACGUGGCCUUCCUGCGGGGCUUCUUCGGCUCGGAGCCCAAGAUCCUCUUCUCCUACAAAUGCCAAGUGGACGAGACCGAGGAACCAGACGUGCACCUGCCCCAGCCCUAUGCGGUGGCCCGGCGGGAAGGCCUAGAGGCGGCGGUGGCCGCCAGCACGCAGUUCGACGCGGCCGGGGGGGUGGCCUACCUGGACGAUGUGGCUUCCAUGCCUUGCCACACGGGCAGCGUCAACAGCACGGACAGAAAAGGAGCAGAAGGUGUUGACGCGAAGGCUGUGCGGGGAUACCGGGGCCGGGGUGCCCCUCUGCACUGGGAGCCCGGCGUACCUGCUGCGAGGCCCCGUCGGAGCAGAGGGGACGGCCGUGGAAAGAACCGUGGUUCCUGUGCGCUGUCCUGUCUGCCCCUCACGCUCUGUUAUCCCGGGCAGCAUUCCCCUCCUGCAGCUUCCGUUCCUGCAUCUGUGACAUGGGGAUAAGAAGGCCUGUCUCACAGGGAUGUUCGUAAGGGUUAGCGGAGAGCAGGUGUGGCUGGCUGGCACGUGGUGGUGGAGCGACGGUGACCACAGGCAUUAUUUUUAGGGACCGGAAUAGUGCUCGGCACGUAGUAGGCCCUCGGAAGGUAGGAUGCGGGGACUGAUGUUCAUAAUCAUGGAUGUGAUGAGCUGAAAGUGGGGACAGGUCCGAAUAAAGCCCGGGGCCCUGGGGGGCUGAGGGCCAGGCCGCGCUCCCCCUCCACUGCCCACCUUCUUUCUCAGGAGGGCACCGAGGGCACCAGCUCCAACACACUCAUGACUGGGGGGCCAGCGGCCAGGCUCCCCGGAUCCAGGGCUGUCAGCUGGUGUGGGCACAGCCAGCGACCUGGACUCUGGGGCCCGCGGGGCUGCCAGGGCGCUCUUGCAGGCUCCUCGCCGUGCCCGGCCCGGCUGCCACCCCACAGCUCUCACAGAAGCCUGUUAGGUGGGGAGGGAAGCCAGCGGGGCAUUCCGAGCCGGGGAGGUGGGGGGGGGCCAGACAGGGAGGAACUGGUCCUCAGAUCCAGAGCUGGGUUCCCCAUCGGCAGCGUUGACGGGCUGCGUCUAAGACGGCACGGCGGCAGCCUGCGUUGGCUCCGUGUGGUGACUCGGUAGAGGGGGCAGCACAGGAGGCCUGGCGCCCGUUGCAGGGCAGCUGGUGGACCGUGGAGGCUGGGGGAACCUCCGCUGCUCUGACCCCGUCUCCCUGCCCCCCUCCCCAGAAGCACCGCAAGGCCGGGGUCUUCCUAACCUUCCAGGAGCACCUGUGUUCACACGCGUGUAUGCACGUCACCCCUAGUUUGGGAGCGUGAAUGUCUAGCUCGUUUCCCACGCUAACACCUGGUCUUGGGCUCAUUCCACGUCAGGUGGGAGAGCUGCGAACGUUCUGGAUACGCGGCAAUCGAUUUACCCAGUCCCCUUGGGAGGGACCUUGGUUCCUAAUACGUUUUGCAACCACAAACAGUGCAGCAACCCAAAUCCUUACAAAUAACUCACACAGGUGGGAUUGCUGGAGCACAGCCUUCACUCGUGAGUUAAUUAGUCUCGCAGUCUUCCGCGAGACUAAUCGCCGUCCUCCAGUACGUGUUCUCCUUUCCUUCCGCUGUCACAGGACACGUGACUUGUAGCUGGAUACACAGCUGCCUGGAACAAAGACUCCAUUUUCCAGCCUUCCUUGCAGGGCCUGGCCAGUGGGAUGUCAGUGUGUGUGCACCUUCCUUGAAGAGAAAGGAUCGGCUCUUCUUUCUUGCAAACUGGGAUGUGGUUGCAAUGGCUGGAGUUGUAGCAGCCAUCUUGAAUCAUCGGGGGAUCUUGGAGUGGGAGCCUCUCAUGGCAGAGCGUCAAGGUAGAAGCAGACGAGGUCCCCGACACUAGUGCACCCCUAACAGCCCUGGACUUCCUCCUUUGGAUGACCUGUCGGAUGUGAGAGAGAAGUAAACCUCUGUCUUUCUUAAACCACUUUGGAUUUUUCUCUCACUCAUAAUCGAACCUAAUCUGAACCGACACACCCUUCCAAGAGGCUGUACCAGUUUUGACCCCCAUGAGCACAGCCUCACCGGUGCCGUGUGCUGUUCAAAUUCUCGGUGGUUCCACAAGUCCGUGCUCACGUCUGUUCUCCUGGAACCGCACCCCGUGUGCCGCGUCUGGGUGGGAGCAGACCUCAUGCCGACGAGUGGCCAGGAUGUGGGGCGCUCUGGAUGACGAGUCCACCAUAUUGGCUCCACGUUCCAAUCUUACGGCCUCCUGCUGUUCACAGCCCAUGGACCUUGACAUCAUGCCUCUCUGACCCUGUUUCCUCAUCAGUGACACAGGGCUGUGGGUGACCGGUGGCCACAUGAUAUUCAUCUUCCCUCCCUCAGUAACUGCGUCAGGAUGCUUGGAGGGUCAGUGAAGCACCAGAUAGAAGGUGACAUUCCUGCCCCUUUACGUUCACUCAGGUGACUAAGUCCUGGUCAUUGGGAUGUUAGCAGGAGUGUGAGACUUCUUCAGCACAGGCUGCUUAAAGGGAGCUGACUGAGCUCGGAGAUGUGCUCCUUUGUCCUCCUGCCUUCUCCUUCCUGCUUCCGGGAAUGCAGACGUGAUGACUGACUCCAGCAGCCAGCCUGGGUGAUGAGGCGACUUCGGGAAGCUAGUCAACAAGGAUGGUCAAACAGAAAGACAAAACAAGCCCUGUCCCCAAUGACGAUGGCGCUGCCACGCCAGCACAGCGCUACUACACGAUAGAACAGAAUUCUCAUACACGGAAGACUACCCUGUUUACGGCAAUCCCGAUCCUCAGGGAAACACGUGGAAAUCCGAAAGUGUCCCCCAAGGUGUCACAUGAGGGAGACAGGAUAUUUCCAGACACCAAUUUGUGACUUUUCCUUCCUGAGCCCACCCUUCUCCCUCCCCAUCAGAGGGAGUUUGGGCCUGGGCUCACUUGUUGAGGGAGCCUGCGGCUGGUGGACGACCUCUGACUUUGUUUCCAGAUGCCUUGGGCUACAGAGGCAGCAGGGGCUUGUGGGAAGACACAGGUGGGAUUCCCUUUGGAGUGAGGUCCUGCCGUCCCCGAGCCCUGGGGACCAGGCACGGGUGAGGCCCGGCUGCAGAUAAGAUGGCCCCCCUGUGGGUUUAGGGCCCAGAGCGCUCAGCAGCUGCAGAGGGUCCCGCAGCCCGGGUGUGGCUCUGACACUGCAGCUCUGAAACCUGCAGGUCCUGUGGCCAGGAGCCCUGGAGGUGACAGGGCGACCAGGACCACGGUGUGUGUGUCUGCUCCGCUGCUGUAAUGGAUCCCAUGGGCGCAGGGAGGGGCGUGAACCACAGACAUGUGCUGCUUACAGUUGUAGAGGCUGGACCUCCAAGAUCGAGGGCUGGCUUUUCCCAAGGCUUCUGUCCUGGGCGUGCUGGCCGUGUCCCCUGUGUGUGCAUAUCCCUGGGGUCCCAGCGCCCACAAGGACACAGUCAGAUUGGAUUACGGCCCACCCUGAUGGCCCCAUUUACAUUUAACAACUCCUUAAACGCCCCCGUUUCCACAUACGGUCACAUCCCGAGGUCCUGUGUUCCGGACCCCACACUGACACAAUGCCCCCUUUACAGACGCAGCAGCAGAGGGACGGAGAUCACACGGCCACCAGAGGCGGAUGCCAUCUGACCCCAGGCCUCCAGCCCUGUGCCUGCUGCCCAGGCUCACAGACGCACCUCCCUCAGGAGACGGGCUCCGAGCCUUGCUGCUGGGGCCAUCAGACCAAGGCGAGGAGGCUGUGUAGCCAC
Globicephala melas (long-finned pilot whale) is the source of this 5114-nucleotide messenger RNA. The record is from RefSeq and is a predicted model, not a curated record. NCBI's taxonomy places the organism in Eukaryota, Metazoa, Chordata, Mammalia, Artiodactyla, Delphinidae.